Scatophagus argus is the source of this 891-nucleotide messenger RNA. RefSeq names its product transmembrane 4 L6 family member 5-like. The record is from RefSeq and is a predicted model, not a curated record. The coding region runs from base 1 to 573 and encodes 190 amino acids. Lineage: Eukaryota; Metazoa; Chordata; Actinopteri; Scatophagidae. The transcript has 5 exons. Gene Ontology annotation, cellular component: membrane.
AUGUGUACUGGAAAAUGUUCCCGUUGCAUUUCUGUUACUCUGUACCCAUUAGUGCUCCUCUCCAUCGUCUGUAACAUAGUGUUGUUCUUUCCCGGCUGGGAUGUCAAGUAUGCCAAAGGCGGGCACAUUACUGAGGAGGUGAGGUACAUGGGGGGACUCGUCGGAGGGGGUUUAGUGGUGUUGGUCUCAGCGCUUUACAUCAGCUUGACUGGAAAAAGGGGAUGCUGUGCGAAUCGCUGUGGGAUGUUCUUAUCAGUUGUGUUUGCUGCCAUGGGAGUGGCCGGUGCCCUGUACAGUUUCACUGUGGCCCUGCUCGGUACUGUUAAUGGGCCCCUCUGCAAAGACAAUGGGACAUGGAUUACACCUUUCAAAAACAGCAAUUCGAGCUACCUGUCUGACUCCAAGUUGUGGGCAGCCUGCAAAGAGCCUAAGAACGUGGUCCAGUUCAACAUUGGACUGUUCAUGACUCUGAUGGCAGCCAGCUGUCUGCAGGUGCUGCUCUGUGCUGCUCAGAUGAUCAAUGGCCUCUGUGGCUGCCUGUGUGGGACCUGCAACAGCAAAGAGGAGCCAUAGAUUCCUGGUCAGAUGAUGUCUGAGCAUUUGCAGUAAUAACACAUGUGAAGAGUUGACUAGAACCCCCUGCUGGAAGCUUGCGAGUAUUGUUCCUGGCUGAAUUUGUAUAAAACGUCUGCUUUGACACCCCCACAGUGUGUACAAUGUAUUAGGGUAUGUUGUAAAGAGCUCCCUUUUAGACAUAAUCAAUGCUAAUUAUGUGGUUCAGUUCAAUAAAGUAAAAGCUGCUGAUCUGCUGCUCCAAAUCUGUUUCAUGUGAUCAUUUUUGGCUCUUUGCAAUCUUCAGAUAAUAAAAAUAUAAUAAUAAAAUAAAUAUCU